Messenger RNA from Hydatigera taeniaeformis, 1743 nucleotides. NCBI's taxonomy places the organism in Eukaryota, Metazoa, Platyhelminthes, Cestoda, Cyclophyllidea, Taeniidae. The record is from the annotation of a GenBank genome assembly.
AUGUAUAUGACCGAUCAGUAUCCCAGGUUGGAUGGCAGGUCUUUGGAGGAUAGUCACACGAACAUUUUUGCACUUACGGAUCUCAGUGGGAUACACUAUCGGGUUUAUAGUUUAAGAGAGGAUAGGAAUUACUCUAUAUACGACGAUCCCUUGCUUUCCGCCUACAACAACUGCUUGCGCGAAAACUUGAUGUGCGCAUGGGUUCGUCGAAAACGCGUCGAUACGGAGCCACAUAAGCCGGACGUGUUUUCAAACUUCUCAAAGGAACUCUGGGUUUUCUGGGCUCAAUAUAGCAUCAAUUUUUCAUUUUUUUUGCACGGCGAAAGCACUGUUUGUGCGAGCUUGGAUAUUCGUCGCUUUCCCAAGUUCAAAUCCCUCACUCCUCGAGUAUUGUCACUUUGCGAGAAGUCGGCAGGUCGAUUUAACGUUGUGUUAGCCCCUUAUGGAAUCACCGCUCAACUGGUUGUACCACCUCAAGCUUACACAAACGACAUAUUUGUUGAUAAGGAAUUGGAGUUUUGGAAACGCUUCUUUCCGAUACGAUCUCCUGGGGACAGCUGUACCCUCUUGAAUUCCAGCGCCCACCCUAACUCCUUCUAUCUGGAUUUCUUGACACCGAACAAAUCUUCCCCCGCUCAGCAGCAGCAGCAGCAGCAGCAGCAACAAUGCUCCAGAUCGGAUGCGUCCUCGAAAAGGUCUUCGGCUAAUUAUACCGAACAACUUCCAGAUUUUGUAAAUGUUCUCAUUGGUGGCUUUAGAAUGCGUUACCCGACUUGCUUCGUUUUACUUGCUGAGGAUCAGCUCACCUCACUAAUGGAGCACUUGCAAGAUGGUCCAGACAAGCGGUUGUCACUGCCGCCUAAAUCCAGACAGACUGCCUCUGACUCCCAUCGUUUUCCUCAUCCUCGACUUCCACUAAAACAAUUGCCCAGCACCAAACGACGAAUCUACUUGGCGACUCGAGCACUUCAACGAGCACUGCGAUUCGAACGAUCAUUUGUACCCGAACUAGACUGUCUUCACAUAAGGUCUCGACUUCUUCCUCAGACUACGGUAGAUGACGCCGUUUUCAGAAGUAAUACGGAGGUCAAAAGUCCACAGGUCGUCCUACCGCUGCAUCGCCGUUCUGGCUCCAUAUCGCGAAUGCUUUGCGCCUUCGUUUCCGAAAUCGAUGCAUCUUUGGGGGUCGGUGGCGGCAACAAUUGUGAUAUGCCUGUUUCUGCGCUAAGACGUCAACCCUCCUCAACUGAUCCUCUUAUGCCGAAACUGAGUCCGCAGCCAUCGAACUCAGUGAUAUUUGGUGUUGGAGGUGUAUCAACUGCAGCUAGUAACAGUCAUUCCGCCUCUGUUAGUGUUGCUGUGGCCACUUCGAAUCUUCAGGCAACUCACCAUAUGGGUGCUGCGAAACCGCCAUGCUUGUUCAACUCUCAAAAUAUAAACCCGAAGGAGAGUGGCUCUUCCUAUUCAAAGUCUAAGCCUAUGGAUUGGGAUGAGGCACCCGUUUCCACUAUGACUCCAAAACUCCCCCGAUGCGUGGUGCGAAUCUCUCAGGCCACGACACAGCAGGUCAAAUCUCUUCCUCCUCUGACCGUGAAGCCUGAGGCAAUGGGCGGUGAAACGUCAUGGUUAGCCAGGCAGGUGGCUAACCGAUGUCGUCGCUCUCCCAUAGUUCACUUGAGUUAUGUAGAUCAAGUGAAUUUUCUUGACCACUCCUCCACAUCUUUUGGGGACGAAUCGAUGUAA